Drosophila sulfurigaster albostrigata is the source of this 1215-nucleotide messenger RNA. RefSeq names its product valacyclovir hydrolase. Bases 107 to 955 code for a protein of 282 amino acids. The record is from RefSeq and is a predicted model, not a curated record. Lineage: Eukaryota; Metazoa; Arthropoda; Insecta; Diptera; Drosophilidae. The transcript is spliced from 2 exons.
CAAUCGCAGCUGUUGAAAAGUUCACCACAGUCAUCAGUAGAGAUUUACAGCUGGGCUAACUUAUCAAACCGUUUCUUAUCGAACACUUUACAAGGCAGCUUACGUAAUGCUGGCAGGCACUCAAUUGGGACGUGUGGCGAGUCGCCUGAUGCCUCGAUUAUCAUCGAUGCGAUCCAUUUACACGGAGCGAAAAGUGCAAGUUCAGGGCGCUGGUGACUUGCACAUUGUGGAGUGUGGCAAUGGUGCUCGUAGCCUGCUGCUCAUGCCCGGUGCCCUGGGUUCGGCCUGGACCGACUUCAAGCCACAAAUCGAGCAGCUACCCAAACUGCUACCCGAUCACACAAUUAUUGCCUGGGAUCCACCGGGUUAUGGAAAAUCCGUGCCACCCCAGCGCAAAUUUGGACUGGAUUUCUUCAGUGAGGACGCAGACGCGGCUGUGCAACUAAUGCGUGCCCUUGAUAGACCCAAGUUCUCGAUUCUGGGAUGGAGUGAUGGUGGCAUCACAGGUCUGCUGUUAGCGGGACGUUACAACGAUGCGGUAGAAAAAUUGGCAAUUUGGGGCUCAGGCGCUUAUCUCAACGAGGCGGAGGUGAAGGCACUGCAAGCGAUUCGCGAUGUGGCGAAGUGGUCGCCACGCAUGCGCGAGCCCAUGGAGAAAGUCUAUGGCGUGGAACGCUUCGCCCAUCUAUGGGCGGAAUGGGUUGAUGCCGCCUGUGACAUUUAUAAGCAACGUGACGGCGACUUUUGUCGCAAAGAAGUGAGCCAGGUGAAGGCGCCCACAUUUAUACUGCACGGAAAGAAGGAUCCCAUGAUUGCCGCCGAGCAUAUUCCCUGGCUGAGAGAACGAUUACCACAGGCGCGAUAUCACGAGUUUCCCGAGGGCAAGCACAACAUACAUCUGCGAUAUGCGGAGGAGUUCAACAAGCUGGUCGCCGACUUCUUCAAGGAGAAAUAACAGGCCUAGGAAUAAACAAGUUGAAAAAGAUGAAAAGUUCUCGAGGGAAAACAAAAUUGAAGUGGCUUAUCAUAUCUUCAAUUACUUUCAUGGUUUUUAUCCGAUCGUAAUAAUUAUUAGUCUGUAUACUAAAAAGUUUAAGGGAGCAUUGUUAUCGAAUUUGAAGUCCUCAGCUUAUAUGCAAUAUAAGAUGAAACGGUUUAUAGCAACGUUUGGAAAAACGGCCCAUAAGAAUAUUUAUAUUAAUAUACUUUUUAUAU